GUGUACAAAUAGUUAAAGGACAUUGCUCCGACCCUAAAAAAAUGGACAUAUUCGUUAAAAAUUAUAUACAUCCAUACAAAUCAACACAUGCGCGCGCAAUCGCAAUGCAAUGAUACGAAUGAUUAUUGCUGGAAACUUUGGGAUUUGAGAGCAGGUCUUACAAGACAUGGGUGAUGUUCAUAUUGGUCUGGGCACUCUACUCCUCUGUGUUCACUCCAAUGGAGUUCGGCUUCUUCCGUGGCCUACCCGAGAAUCUCUUCAUCCUCGACAUUGUCGGGCAGAUCGCUUUCUUAAUCGACAUCGUCCUUCAAUUCUUCGUCGCCUUUAGAGACAGCCAGACUUACCGCAUGGUCUCCAGGCCAGCCCCCAUCGCCAUCCGGUACUUGAAGUCGGACUUUAUCGUGGACUUGCUCAGUUGCUUGCCUUGGGAUCUCAUUUUCAAGGUACUAAUGCUGAUACUUAUGGGAGUUUUUUCAUGAAUCUGAUCAACAAAAUCAAUAUAAAUGUGUAACAGAAAGUCGGUAUAUUUUUUCGUUUCUAUUACGAGACAAUAAAUAUAUUCAA
Messenger RNA from Tarenaya hassleriana, 564 nucleotides. RefSeq names its product potassium channel SKOR-like. The transcript is spliced from 2 exons. The record is from RefSeq and is a predicted model, not a curated record. The coding region runs from base 174 to 479 and encodes 101 amino acids. Gene Ontology annotation, molecular function: voltage-gated potassium channel activity. Lineage: Eukaryota; Viridiplantae; Streptophyta; Magnoliopsida; Brassicales; Cleomaceae. Gene Ontology annotation, biological process: potassium ion transport; transmembrane transport. Gene Ontology annotation, cellular component: membrane.